UUUUCAUGUUUGGAUAUAGUACUUCACACAGAGGCUUUGCUUUCCAUCAUGAGUUUCCUCACCUUCAGAGUUCCAUCGGGUGGUCUUCCCAGUACUGAUAAAUCAUCAGACCACAAGCCUCAAAUGAAAGAACAGGAAAAAGGAAGUACUUUUAGACCAGUGUCUGGUGAUGCAGCCCACGAUGAUGUCUGUGAAUUAAAACUCACUGCAAAGCUAAAUGCAUUCAGUAUUACAGUGUGUGAUCAGACCUGUAGAAUUGCAGACAUUAGAAUACAAGGAAUGGAUGCAUCUGUGAUUAAGAAGCCUAAAAAGAUUAAAGUGUUCUCCAGACUUGAGGACAUUGUAAUUACAAAUGUUGAUCCAGAAACAAUCCAUAAAAAGGCUGUCUGCAUAAUGGGAGAUGAAGUGUUUCGAUUUCACAUGUCACUUUAUCCAGAUGCCACUGCAGGGGAAGCCUACACUGAUAUGUCAAGGGUGGAUGGUAAAAUGUCUCUGAAAGUGGGCUGCAUCCAAAUAAUUUACCUACAUAAGUUCUUUAUGUCUCUCUUGAACUUCCUAAACAAUUUCCAAGCAGCACAAGAAGCCCUGACUGCAGUCACUGUCCAGGCAGCAGAAAUGGCUGCUUCCAGCAUGAAGGACUUUGCUAAAAAGAGCUUCCGCCUUCUAAUGGAUGUCAACUUGAAAGCUCCAGUCAUAGUUGUCCCUGAAUCUUCAGCUUCAUGUAAUGCUUUGAUAGCUGAUCUUGGCUUAAUCAGAGUUCAGAAUGAAUUCAAGCUGGUGUCUUCAGAUGAAUCUUCUCUUCCUCCAGUCAUUGACAACAUGGAUGUGCAGCUGACUCACUUGAAAUUAUCAAGGUGCAUUAUAUCUGCAGAUUCACAGCCAGAUUCUGAAAUUCUGCGUCCUGUGAGUUUGACUUUACUGGUCCAGAGAAAUUUAGCAGCAGCAUGGUAUCAUAAGAGCCCAACAAUUUGUAUCAAAGGAGACCUAAAACCAAUGCAGAUUGCACUCAGUGAAGAUGAUCUAACUGUUAUAAUGAAAAUUUUACUUGAAAACCUUGGAGGGUCUUCUUCCCAGCCAAAUACUCUGCAAGAGAAUAUUGAGGAUACUCAGAUACCUAAAAAAGGGAAAGCUCCACAUGAAUCUGGUGGCUCUGAGGGUGCCCUUGUUGAUUCUGGACAAAAAAGUGUUUCUGCAGUUCAGUCUUCUAUGGAAUGUUAUACAUUGCUUAAAUUUGACUUCAAUUUUGAGUCCCUUUCUGUAACUCUCUACAACAGUGACACGACUCAGGAAUCUCUGCUCUUGGUGCAUAGUGACAAAUUGCGCCUUGGUGAGCUCCGGCUGCAUCUCAUGGCAUCAGCAGGGGAGAUGUUCUCAGAUGGCUCCAUGGAUAUCAGUGUUAAACUCAAAGCAUGUACCUUGGAUGAUCUCAGAGAAGGAAUUCAGAAUGUGACUGCAAGAAUGAUAGACAAGAAAGAUGACACAAAUGAGAGUUCCAUGAUAGAUAUAAGAUAUAAGCAGGAUAAAAAUGGAACUCAAGUUGUUGCUGUCCUCGACAAGCUGUACAUAUGUGCCAGUAUGGAAUUUUUGUUGACAGUAGCACAUUUUUUCAUUAAGUCAAUGCCAGUAUCUUCAGCUGAAGGAUCUGCACAGUUCCAGUUAAAGCAAGUUACUUCUGGGAAAUCCAAGGCAGCAACAGAAAUAUCUGUACGGCCAAACAUGACAGUAAAAGCUGUGAUUAUGGAUCCAGAAGUUGUAUUUGUUGCUAAUUUGACCAAUGCUGAUGCCCCUGCCUUAAAAGUUUCCUUCCAAUGUGACUUUUUUCUGACAUCAGACAAGCUUGCACAAAGAAUGACUGCUCAAGUGAAGGCCUUCAAAGUGUUGGCCUGUGCCUUUCUCAAAGAAAAACAAGGCAAGAACGUUACUACGGUGUUGCGGCCGUGCUCCUUGGUCAUGGAAAAUAUGGUGCACACUUCAGGGUUACACACUGUGGCAGUAACAAUAGAGGAACUAACUAUUAAGAUAUCACCAAUAAUUUUGAAUACUGUCGUGACCAUUAUGGCUGCCCUAAAACCCAAAACAGCUGAGGAUGAUUCUAAAGGAGCACCAGAAGUUUCUGAGAAUUUGUGGCAAGUGAAGCCUGUAGACGAGUGCAAUGCUUGGUUUCUUGGUGUUGACAUAGCCACAGAAGCAACAGAAACUUUUAUGGACCGUGAACAAAUUCUGAAGCAAGAGAAGUUUGACAUCGUAGUGAAAUCUGUUCAGAUGACCUUGGAAUGUGGUCUGGGGCAUCGAACUGUCCCUUUAUUGUUAGUGGAAUCUACAUUUUCAGGUGUUCUUAAAAACUGGUCCUCACUGAUGGAGGUCACUGCUGAUAUGUCAUUGGAGGUUCAUUAUUACAAUGAAACCUAUGCAGUGUGGGAGCCAUUUAUUGAACGAGUCGAAGGAGGAAAGAAACAAUGGAAUUUAAAGCUGGAGAUGAGGACUAACCCUGUCCAGGAGAGAAGUCUGCUGCCUGGGGAUGAUUUCAUUGUUAUUCCUGAGCCACAAACUGUAGUUAAUAUCUCUUCGAUGGAUACCAUGAAUAUAACAAUAUCCAAAUGUUGUCUUGCUGUUUUCAGUAACCUAGCCAAGGCAUUUUCAGAAGCAACUGCAUCCACCUUUGACUAUUCCUUUAAAGAGACAGCACCUUUCGUAGUGAAAAAUGCCCUGGGUGUUUCUCUGAAAGUUCUUCCUAGCUCCAAUUUUCGGAUAGUGGAUUCAGUUGCAAAAGAAAACAUGAAUGAAAUAGAAACUGGUCAGAGCAUGGAACUGGAAUACUCUGUUUUUGAAGCACCCCAGCGAGGAAGGUUGUCUGCAUUGUACCGACAGGAAAGCUCUGUCUUCUCUUUAAAUUUAGAACUUCAGGGAUAUAAAGAGGUGCUCAGCAUUCCCGUGGCCAAGCCGGGCCGCCGCCUGUACAAUGUCAGGGAGGCUGCUGAUCGCUCAGACUCCAUUGUUGUGCAGAUUGAUGCUACAGAAGGGAAUAAGGUCAUUACUGUGCGCUCCCCUCUGCAGAUUAAGAAUCAUUUCUCAAUUCCAUUUGUGAUCUAUACACUGACUAAAGGCUCCAAGUCCCUGAAGCCAAUUGGCAUAUCCAAGCCAGAAGAGGAGUUUCAUGUUCCUCUGCAUUCAUACAGAUGUCAUCUGUAUGUCCGACCAACAGGAAUAUUUGAGGGUCAGUUCAAGGAGUCUACAACUUACAUUGCCUGGAGGGAAGAGCUACACAGAAGCAAUGAAGUCAAGUGCUUGUUACAGUGCCCAGCCACUGAAACCAGUUUCUUGCCUCUAAUAAUCAGCUCAACAGCUGUACCUGAUGAACUAAAUUUUAUUUCAAGUUCUGUAGAGGAGUUGGAUCCUGCCUACAUUAUCCACCUUUACCCUACGCUGACUGUGAGGAAUCUUCUACCAUACUCCUUGAGAUAUUUACUUGAGGGAACCGCAGAAGCCCGUGAAUUAACUGAAGGGAGCGCUGCAGAUGUUUUUCAUUCAAGAAUCAGUGGAGAAAUAAUGGAGCUUGUGUUGUUAAAAUAUCAAGGCAAAGACUGGAAUGGCCAUCUUAAAAUUUGUGAUGGGAUGCCUGAAUUUUUUCCUGUGCGUUUCACAUCUCAUUCUGUCUCAGAGAUGUCUGUGGAUGUUUACAUCCAUUCCAGGCGGAUCGGCAGCCAUAUGGUCUUGUCCGUGUUCAGUCCCUACUGGAUCAUCAACAAGACUUCCCGUGUUCUCCAGUACCGAGCUGAAGACACUCACGUGAAGCAUCCAGCAGACUACAGAGAUAUUGUUUUGUUUUCAUUUAAAAAGAAAAAUAUCUUUAGUAAGAACAAGAUCCAGCUCUGUAUUUCAACUAGCACUUGGUCCAAUAGCUUUUCCCUCGAUACUGUAGGAAGCUAUGGAUGUGUCAGGUGUUCAACUAAUUACAUGGACUAUCUGGUUGGAGUUAGCAUCAGAAUGAGCAGUUUCAACCUUACUAGGAUAGUUACCUUCACACCAUUCUACACAAUAGCAAACAAAUCUUCUCUGGAACUUGAAGUUGGAGAAAUUGGUCCUAAUGGUUCUCUUCCAACUAAUAAAUGGAAUUACAUCUCAGCUUCAGAGUGCCUUCCAUUUUGGCCUGAAAACUCAUCUGGUGAACUUUGUGUAAGAGUAGUUGGCUUUGAAAGCUCAUCCAAACCAUUCCUGUUUAAAGCCCAGGAUAAUGGUACUCUGCUGAAACUGGAAGAAUUGAAUGGGGGCUUGCUGGUAGAUGUGAAUGUCUCAGAACAUUCUACUGUGAUAAGCUUCACGGAUUACCACGAGGGAGCUGCCCCAGCUCUGAUUGUUAACCACACCCCAUGGGACUCUCUCAGAUAUAAACAGAGUGGAUUACAAGAGGAAAUGGAGUUGAAACCAAAGCAAGUAUGCCUCUUUGCCUGGACAGAUCCAACCAAACCGAGAAAAUUUACUUGGGGUUACUCUCAAAGUUUUGGUGAACAUGACCUACUUAAGGAUGACUGUGGCCAGUUCCCUUACAAUGCAAAUACUCAAAUUCACUGGGUGUCCUUCCUGGAUGGACGCCAGCGAGUGCUGCUUUUCACAGAUGAUGUGGCAUUGAUUUCUAAAGCACGGCAGGCAGAGGAGCUGGAGCAACCUGAUCAAGAAAUAAACCUGUCAAUCCAUAGUCUUGGACUUUCUCUAGUUAACAAUGAAAAUAAAAAAGAAAUCUCUUACAUAGGAAUUACUAGUUCUGAUGUUGUUUGGGAACAGAAACCAAGGCAAAAGUGGAAACCAUUUAAUCAAAAGCAAAUAAACCUAUUGGAACAAGCAUAUCAAAAAUAUCUCUCCAAGAGUGCUUUCCAAGGUCCUGGCUGGCAUAAACUGGACAGCAAUACUGAGGUGAAUUUCAGUAAGUCUCCAAUGGAAAUGCGUCUCCCUGUCAGAUGCAGCAUCCGCCGUAACUUCCUGUCAGGAAUUCAGGUUGAAUUCAAACAAUCACCUCACCAAAGAAGCUUACGGGCUCAGUUGUAUUGGCUGCAGGUAGAUAAUCAAUUACCAGGAUCGACGUUUCCUGUUGUAUUUCACCCUGUGGCCCCUCCCAAGUCGAUUGCUUUGGAUUCAGAACCAAAACCCUUCAUUGAUAUCAGCAUCAUCACUAGAUUCAAUGAGUACAGCCAAGUCCUGCAGUUCAAGUACUUCAUGGUUCUUAUCCAGGAAAUGGCACUGAAAAUUGAUCAAGGAUUUUUAGGAGCACUUAGUGAACUUUUCACUCCAUCUACAGACCCAGAAGCUGAAAGACGAAGGUCUAAAUUAAUUCAGCAAGAUGUGGAUGCACUUAACACCGAGCUAAUGGACUCUUCCCUAACAGACCUGUCAAUGCUCAGCUUCUUUGAACAUUUCCAUAUUUCUCCAAUUAAGUUGCAUUUGAGUUUGUCUCUGGCUUCUGGUGGAGAAGCAUCAGACAAGGGGGAAGAAAUGAUAGCCAUCCAUUCUCUGAAUUUGCUGUUGAAAAGUAUUGGAGCUACUCUAACAGAUGUAGAUGAUCUUAUUUUCAAACUUGCUUUCUUUGAAAUUAAAUACCAGUUCUACAAGACAGAUCAACUGAGGACGAGAGUUAUUAGACAUUAUAGUGAACAAUUCCUGAAACAGAUGUAUGUUCUUGUACUUGGAUUAGAUGUUCUUGGAAAUCCAUUUGGGUUGAUCAGAGGUUUGUCUGAGGGAGUUGAAGCUUUCUUCUAUGAGCCAUUUCAGGGUGCUGUUCAAGGACCUGAAGAAUUUGCUGAAGGUUUUGUAAUUGGUGUUAGAAGUCUUCUUGGGCACACAGUGGGUGGUGCAGCAGGGAUGGUGUCCAGGAUCACUGGUACUGUUGGCAAAGGCUUGGCUGCCAUUACUCUGGAUGAAGAAUUUCAGCAGAAAAGGAGAGAGGAAAUGGGUCGGCAGCCAAAAGACUUUGGGGAGAGCCUGGCCAAAGGAGGAAAAGGCCUCUUACGGGGUGUUGUUGGAGGUGUGACAGGCAUCAUCACUAAACCAGUAGAAGGGGCUAAAAAAGAAGGUGCAGCUGGAUUCUUUAAAGGAAUUGGAAAGGGGCUUGUAGGAGUGGUAGCCCGCCCGACAGGAGGCAUUGUAGAUAUGGCAAGCAGCACCUUCCAGGGAAUUCAAAGGGUGGCAGAAUCAACUGAAGAAGUGUCAAAUCUCCGUCCCCCACGCCUCAUCCGUGAAGAUGGCAUCAUCCGGCCCUACAACAGGGUGGAAGCUGAGGGAUAUGAUUUAUUUGAGAAGUUACACAUCAGAAAGUUGGAAAAAGAGGUGUAUCGUUACCACUGUGCAAUUCCAAGAGGCAGAAGAGCUAACCUUAUUGUUACCAAUAGGAGAGUGAUAUAUGUGAAAGAAGUGGAAAUCUUAGGCCAUUUAACAACAGAAUGGGAUUACUUAUUUGAAGAAUUCACGCGUUAUCCCUCCUAUGAAGCAAAUAUUUUAAAAAUUACUGUUUUGCAGGAUCAGAAGAUGUUCCAAAGAAAGGACAGUACAGGUCAUGAAUGUGUAAAGACAGUUCAGCUUCAGGAUGAAGCUACAGCAAGGAGGGUUUGUUGUGCCAUUCAGGAAGCCCAGACAACACGAAAACAAGAGAAGCUGGUAAAGAGAGCAUCCUUGCAGCUGAGGAAACCUUAAAUGCUGUCUUGAUAAUGAUAGGAUUUGUUGGGUUUGACGUUUGGUAUGCAAUUUUCUCCCUAAAAUUGAUUAGAAGCAACAUGGAAACGUUGGGAAAAAAGUAAAGAUAAAAUAUCUGAAGUCUUCUUUCAAAGUUAACAGCCAUUUACAUUUUAGUAUUAGAAGUUAUGCAUCUUUUGGAAACAAUAGAUUUCUAACAUGUGCAUGCACAGUUUAAAAAUUGCAAUUUUUGAUAAAAUGUUUUCCCACUCUGAAAUUUUAUUUUCUGCCUUUUUUAAUGUCAGAAAUUCUAAAAUGAAGUUAUCUUAUUUGCACUCUAAGGUUCUAGUUUACAGACUGGUGGUAGUAGUUGUGGUUCUGGUGUUUUUUCAGAUGAAGUACUUUUGUUCAUGAUUGGAACAAAUUAAAAACAAUUUUAGACAACAUUCAACAUUUCCAUUACUGUACAGUAAUUACACUUACAAUUGUACAAUUUAGCUAAUAUGAUUUCAUCUCUGAGAGUUUAGUAUUAAAAAAUACUGCAUUGAAGCAAUGUAAAUAUGAGUGUACAUGAAAGAAAUAGGCUAUUGUCUGGAAAUGUUUACUUUGGAAUGUUGUCACAUUGUAAAUGAAAAUUUGCACUUUAAAAAUGGAAAAUAAUAUUCACCUGUCAUUUGCCUGUUUAUGGUUUUGAUUGUGUCACUGUAGCCUAAAGAAUUUUGUAGGAGGAACAGCACACUGGGUUUAGAAUUGUAUCUCUAAAACAUAAAUCUAAGAAAUUAGGUCUCCAUAUUUCAGUAUAUAGUUACUCCACUGGAAGAAUGUCAUCUUAAUAAGUUAAAACUCACUUCUGAUGCAAUCUUUGUGUUGCAGUUUCUCUUCCUGAAGGCUGUUAGCAUUCAGUUUAAUACAUUUAAACACAAAGUGUAUGUCUGGUAUGAAUAAUCCCAUGAAGUUCCUUGAGACAAGUUCCUUCCUUAACAUCAGGCACAUCCAUAGGUAGCUGAGUCAAGAACUGUAUGAGCAAACAGAUUUGAGUUCAGUGAUCAGUGAGCUGAGAGUUUUUGCUGUCAGUCUUUGGCUAUCAGGUAAGAAAAUCAGUGUCCUUGUGAAAACUCAUGAAAAUUUGACCUUUCCAAUUUCCUUUUCUUGGAAAGAAUAAUUUCUAUUUCUUACUUCUAUUUUUUGUUAGAAUAGCUGUAGAUACAAACUUGGUGAACUAAAAUGACAAUAUUUUUCUACAGAUCCAUACAGUGCACCAGGCCUAGAUUUUUAAACUCUACACUUAAGGUCCGGUGCAUUGUAUAAAUGCACUCUUAACAUGUACCUAUGAGGUCACCAAAGUUGGAAAGCUUAAGACAUUUGAAAGCAAGCUGCCAAACAGAACUUGUAGAGAGCAUUGCACACAUAUUUUAUUGUUGUUGUAUGCACAUGGCUAUUGAUCUACUUUGCUACAUGGGAAAAAAUGUGGUGCAGCCUUUAAUUCUGUGCCAUCGCCUGUUUUCUAGAAAGCUCUGCUCAAACAAUAAAUAAAUUAGCUGUCCA
Cyanistes caeruleus (blue tit) is the source of this 8202-nucleotide messenger RNA. The record is from RefSeq and is a predicted model, not a curated record. Lineage: Eukaryota; Metazoa; Chordata; Aves; Passeriformes; Paridae.